AUGGCAGCUAGGGUUUACAACAAUCUCUUGGCCCUUUCUCAAUUAUUCGCCGUUUGUCUAUUUGCUUCCAUAGCCAAUGCAGUUCAUGAUUGGCACACACAAAACUGGUUGAACCACGGUGGGGAUUUGCAUAACAGAAGGUACGCCAAAUACGAAACUAAGAUCAGCCCUGAAACAGCUUCCAAACUACGCUUCAAGUGGGAGUUCAAUGCAGGCCUAGACAUAACUGUAACUCCAUCGGUUUACAAUGGUACUCUUUAUUUCCCGAGCUGGAAUGGACAUCUCUACGCCGUUAAAGCUUCGGAUGGGUCUCUAGUUUGGGAAAAGAAUCUAGGAACAUUAACCGGGCUUAAUGGAACUGGAUUGCUUAUUGGGAUUAAUUGGACACUAUCACGAUCAACCCCAACAAUUUCCGGCGAUAAUGAUGAGCUCUUGAUUGUUGGAAUCUAUGGCCCUGCCGUUCUUAUUGCCCUGGAACGAUCAACGGGGAAGCUCGUAUGGUCAGUCCGGCUAGAUAGCCACGUAGCAGGUGCUAUAACCAUGUCCCCAACUUAUAACGAAGGGAGCAUAUACAUUGGAACGACGUCAGCCGAAGAAGGCUUUAGCCCUGAUGAAUGUUGUACUUUCCGUGGAAGCUUUGCCAGAUUAGACGUCAAAACCGGUGCCGUUUUAUGGAAAACUUACAUGCUACAGGAUAAUCACGGAAAGAGGGGAGAGUAUUCCGGCGCAGCAAUAUGGGGAAGUAGUCCGUCCAUCCACGUCCAUAGAAGGCAUGUAUACAUCGCUACCGGGAACACGUACUCGGUUCCUGAAAAUAUAAGCCAAUGCCAAGAGAACCAGUUGAAUAAUAAUUCAACUGUACCUACUCAUCCAGAUGCGUGUAUUGAGCCUGGUAAUCAUGGCAACUCAAUCCUAGCUCUUGAUAUGGACACAGGCGAAAUCCAAUGGUACCGUCAGCUGGGUGGUUACGAUGUCUGGUUUGUAGCGUGUAUGCUUAAUACUUCAGUGUGCCCUAUUGGACCGAACGUCGAUGCUGAUUUUGGGGAAGCACCGAUGAUGCUUAGACCAUAUAUCAAUGGAACCAACCGAGAUGUAGUCGUUUCUGUUCAGAAAAGCGGGUUUGCUUGGGCUCUUGAUCGGAAUAAUGGCAGCCUUGUUUGGUCAACCGUAAGUUAA
Messenger RNA from Argentina anserina (silverweed cinquefoil), 1176 nucleotides. RefSeq lists its product as uncharacterized. The transcript is spliced from 5 exons. The record is from RefSeq and is a predicted model, not a curated record. Bases 1 to 1176 code for a protein of 391 amino acids. Lineage: Eukaryota; Viridiplantae; Streptophyta; Magnoliopsida; Rosales; Rosaceae.